This is a messenger RNA of Gambusia affinis (western mosquitofish), 2576 nucleotides long. RefSeq names its product regulator of G protein signaling 14b (gene rgs14b). Gene Ontology annotation, molecular function: GTPase activator activity. Lineage: Eukaryota; Metazoa; Chordata; Actinopteri; Cyprinodontiformes; Poeciliidae. The record is from RefSeq and is a predicted model, not a curated record. Bases 88 to 1830 code for a protein of 580 amino acids. The transcript has 15 exons. Gene Ontology annotation, biological process: signal transduction.
CUUGAGAAUAGGUGUUGUCCCGAGGAGGUGCUGGAUGUUGUCAUUUUUGUUGUUUCGUUAAACAUUUUCCUCUUCCUCUCACUAAAAAUGGUGGCUCUCAGUGGACUUUUUCACAAAUUUUCCCGCCUGGCAAAAAGCGUUUCUCUGAAGCAACACAGGACGUACAAGAAAUUGCGUGUUUUAGUUUGUUGUAACAGAGAGGGGAGAAAGAGUCAGGCAGUGUCAGAUGGAGAGCUGAACAUGACUGCGCGGGGCUGCGGAGGCAGCAGCUCCAGCCUUCCAGGGACCCCAGGAGGGGACGUCAACUCCGCCAACAGUGUCCUGAGCUGGGCCGUCUCUUUUGAGAAGCUGUUGGAAGACCCCCAUGGAGUCUGUUACUUUACGGCCUUUUUGAAGUCCGAAGUGAGUGCAGAGAACAUUUUAUUCUGGCAAGAUUGUCAAAAGUUCAGGAAGAUUCCAGCCACAUCUUUGGAUCAACUGAAAGCAGCAGCUCGCUCCAUCUAUGACACUUACCUGUCUGACAGCGCUCCCUACAGCGUGAACAUCGAUGACACUGCCAAGACGGAGGAGAAGGAUCUGGAGCAACCCACUCCCGAGAUGUUUAACAGAGCUCAGGCUCAGAUUUUUAAACUGAUGAAGAUGGACAGCUACCGGCGCUUUGUGCGCUCUCCGCUCUAUCAGCAAUGCACUUUGACAAGUGUAGAAGGUAAACAUCUACCUCAGCUCUUGACGGAACCCGUCCGCUUGGGGUCAUUGGACAACAUGGCCAGCAAGAGUCCAUCAAGUGACAAGAAGAACAGGAAGUCUGACUCCAAUAGUCUACCAAGUGGUACUAGUAUCUCGGAGAAACAGCGACAGAAAAGAGGAUCCUGGGGAGAUGCAUCAAAUGACUCGGGUCCUCUGAAGCAGUCAAAUAUGUCGACCAAAUCAACCAGCAGUGUGGAGCUUGUCUCCCUCUGCAGACAGAUGGAGAACGGGCGGCCAGGUCCCACUUCCCGCGAUCAGGCUGCUAGCAUCGGGAGCCGUAUUGGGGUGGAGGGGGGCUACUGCUGUGUCUACCUGCCCGACGGCAGUGCUUCCCUGGCCCCUACACGUAACGGGCAGCCCAUCAAGGACAUGCUGGCCAGCCUGUGUGAGAAGAGGGGCUUCCCAUUAAAAGAUGUCAUGAUUUACCUUCAUGGCAAGGACAAGCCCCUGUCGCUGGACCAGGACUGCUCCGUGCUGAGAGAUCAACAGGUCUCUCUUGAACUCAGGGUGACGUUUGCGUUGGAGAAUGCCUUUACUGGUAAAACAGUGGGAAUCAUGGUGAAGUCCAGUAAAACACUGCAGGACGCCCUCUGUUCAGUGAUGCAAAAGCACCAUCUGAAGCCGCAAGAGACAGCGGUAACCAUGGUUGGAAGUGACGAGCCUGUGAGCCUGAACUGCUCUGUGUACGGACUAGCCAAUAAGACGCUGCGGCUGGAAAAAGCCAAAGGUAAAGAGCAGACCAUUAUUCCCAGAGGAGGGAGUUCUUCUUCUAAUGCACAGGUCAGACUGCCAUUAAUCGACAUGGACGGAUUUCUGGACAUGCUGACCAGAGCUCAGUGCUGCAGAGUAGAUGACCAGCGAGGCCUUCUGACCAAAGAACAGCUAGAGAUCCCUUCAUUCCUGCAGCUUUCUUCAGACCAGGGACAGAAUACAGAUGACUCCAGUGCAACCAGCUCUUCCACUACCGGCUCCAAAACAGAGUCAGGGGACAAUGCAGAUGCUCCGGCUCCAGCCAAUAAAUCUGAGGAAAGUUCUGAUGCUCCUAAAUCUGAAUCUAAAGACUUGAGGGAAACAACAGUUUGACGCAGAAUUGCGAGGAAAGACAAAGUAUUAAAACCCAUUGAAUAUGUAACAGAAAUGUGAUCUGAUUUUUGUAAAAAAGAUAGUUGUUGGUCCAGAUGCACUUUCUUUAAUGAAUAAGCUCACACUUGGCAGUAUUUUCUUUGGCCUCAGCCUUUGAUCAAAUGGGUUUUUGAAGGGUGAAAACAUUCUGGCAAACAUUUGUGUAAUUUUUAAAACACUACAGAUCUUCAUUGGAGAAUGUUUGCUAUGGAUCUAUACUGCACCCAUAAAUGCAUAAAACGUUUGACCUUAAAAUUGCACCCUGAAACAUGUACAGAUUAAUUCACCCUUGAUCCUGCAGUCCUGUCUUAAUGUUAACUCUAAAGCAUAAGUGUAUGUCUGCAGAGGAAGCAGGGACUGUUCUGAGUAGCCCUUUUAAAUGUGCCUUGCAUGUCUGUGUGUUUAUGAUUUCUAAAUAUUUUAUGAAGAUGAGCUUUUGUUACUUGAAAUAUGUUUUCUUGUGUGGGCACUUGUUUAUUUGUAAUGUAUGUUCUGCAUGGUUUGUUGUGAAGGCACUUUGUGAAGCUCUGGUCAUGCCUUGUUCCCUGCCACUUCCGAUUGCGUUUCAAGAUCCCUAAAGUGUUACAGGGUGACAGAUUCAGUGUUACGUUACCUAGCAAAACUUUUAACCGACUCUGUUAAUUUGUUUGCUAUGAAAGGCAUUUUAUUUUUCAAUAAAUCUGAGGUCGGUUUCUGCCUGAAAGAAA